This is a messenger RNA of Prunus dulcis (almond), 1497 nucleotides long. RefSeq names its product pentatricopeptide repeat-containing protein At5g18950-like. Bases 286 to 1497 code for a protein of 403 amino acids. Lineage: Eukaryota; Viridiplantae; Streptophyta; Magnoliopsida; Rosales; Rosaceae. The transcript has a single exon. Gene Ontology annotation, molecular function: protein binding. The record is from RefSeq and is a predicted model, not a curated record.
GCAAAAUGGGGUUGGCGUAUACUGCCGUCUGCCUGCCGCUGUCCUGGGUAGUAGACAGAGACGAUAGAAUCGGAAAAACCCUGCUCCAACUGGUUGGUUCGCAUAUUGACGCCAUGGAUUCCCUCCACAGCCUGCACAGCUCUGCUUCAAAGCAAAGCCAUCUAAUUGUAUGUAAAAGUUCCUACUUGAACCUUUUUUUUCCCAACAUUUGUUCAGUGAUUUUGAGCAUCAUUUUCAACAUCGACACAGAGUAUUCAAUUCAUAGCUAGAAAGAGCAAAAGGUUCAUGGCCAGAGCUCCAUCUUCAAUCUUAAUCUUCCUCCGCCAAAACCCUCGUGCCCGCCAAAACCCAAAUACCCAAAUCAGAUACCAUACAACAGAAACCAAAGUAUGUGACUUUACAAAAGUUGUCCAACAUAUUUGUAAGAUUAUUAGAACAAAACCCAGAUGGGAGCAGGCUCUGCCCUCUGAGUACCCUUCUUUCAAUUUCUCUGAUCCCCAGUUUUUCACCGAGCUUUUGAAGCUCCAAAAGAAUGUGCUUUUAUCGCUUCGAUUUUUCUUCUGGUUGAGCUCUCAUAAUGGGUUUUCACCCGACCCCAUUUCGUGUAAAGCGCUUUUCAGUGCCCUCGUGGAGGCUAAGGCCUGCAAUGCUGCAAAAUCUUUUCUUGAACAUACCAGUUUUAGCCCUGAGCCUGCCUCAUUAGAAAGUUAUAUUCAGUGUCUUUGUGAGGGUGGAUGUAUUCAGGACGCGAUUGAUGUGUUUUAUAGGUUGAAAGAGGCUGGAGUGUGCCCUGCUAUAAUGACUUGGAAUGCUGCUUUGUCAGGUUGCCUUAAGGUUGGGAGGACUGAUUUUGUUUGGAAAUUGUAUCAAGAAAUGAUAGAAUGUGGUGUUGUAGCAGAUGUUGAUGUUGAGACUGUUGGGUAUCUCAUUCAAGCUUUUUGUGCUGAUAACAGGGUUUCAGAAGGUUAUGAACUUCUUCGACAGGUUUUGGUAAACGGACUAGUCCCUGAAAAUGCUGUUUUCAAUAAAUUGAUAUCUGGGUUUUGUAAGGAGAAGCAAUAUACUAGAGUAUCUGAACUCCUCCAUACCAUGAUUGCAAAGAACCGUGUCCCAGAUAAUUAUACAUAUCAGGAGGUAAUCAAUUGGCUGUGUAAGAAAGGAAAGGGGCUUGAGGGUUUACGUGUUUUUAAUGAUCUUAAGGAUAGAGGCUAUGCUCCAGAUAUUGCCAUGUAUACUACCAUGAUUCAUGGUCUUUGUACAAUAGGUUGGCUUGGGGAAGCUAGGGAGCUGUGGUUUGAGAUGAUUGAGAAGGGAUAUCAUUCAAAUGAGUACACAUACAAUACAAUGAUUCAUGGGUUUUGUAAGAUUGGCAAUUUUGAAAAGGCCAAGAUCUUGUACAAGGAGAUGUGUAAUAAAGGUCAUAAAGAAACCACAGUCAGUUACAAAUCUAUAGAAUUGGCAACAGCAAUCCAAAUUAAACUGUGUUCUGUUUUAUGA